Messenger RNA from Rhineura floridana, 1149 nucleotides. It is a transcript of the gene CWC15, whose product is annotated as CWC15 spliceosome associated protein homolog. Bases 174 to 866 code for a protein of 230 amino acids. The transcript is spliced from 7 exons. Lineage: Eukaryota; Metazoa; Chordata; Lepidosauria; Squamata; Rhineuridae. Gene Ontology annotation, molecular function: RNA binding. Gene Ontology annotation, biological process: mRNA cis splicing, via spliceosome. The record is from RefSeq and is a predicted model, not a curated record. Gene Ontology annotation, cellular component: catalytic step 2 spliceosome.
UGAAGCGUCUACUUCCUUCUGUUUAAGAAUGGCCGUGCGCAUCUAUGGUUUUGGGCGCGGUGGAUGCUGGGGAUGUGAAGGCGCGAUGGUGGUGCUGGCGUAGUGUCGAAGCGCCGACGGGAGCAGGCAGUAGCUUCCAUCCAUGAUGUGCAUUUGAUCUCACAGUAUUAAAGAUGACAACUGCAGCUAGACCAACGUUUGAACCUGCAAGAGGGGGGAGAGGGAAAGGAGAAGGUGACUUAAGUCAGCUCUCCAAACAAUAUUCCAGCCGAGAUCUUCCUUCUCAUACUAAAAUCAAAUACAGACAAACCACUCAGGAUGCCCCUGAAGAGGUCCGCAACCGUGACUUCAGGAGAGAACUGGAGGAGAGGGAGCGAGUUGCUGUGAGGGAGAAGAACAGAGACCGACCUGCACGAGAUCACACAACAUCCUCUUCAGUGUCUAAGAAACCCCGGCUAGAUCAGAUCCCUGCGGCUAACCUGGAUGCAGAUGAUCCGCUAACUGAUGAGGAGGACGAGGAUGAAGACUAUGAUGAAGAGAGCGAUGAUGACACAGCUGCUCUUUUAGCUGAGCUAGAAAAGAUCAAAAAGGAGCGAGCUGAAGAGCAGGCCCGAAAGGAACUAGAGCAGAAGGCUGAAGAGGAGAGGAUACGGAUGGAGAACAUCCUAAGCGGGAACCCUUUGCUGAAUCUCACUGGUCCAGUCCAGCCCCUGGCAAACUUCAAAGUGAAGAGGAGAUGGGACGAUGACGUAGUCUUCAAGAACUGUGCAAAGGGGGUUGAUGAGAUGAAAAAAGACAAAAGAUUUGUCAACGACACGCUACGGUCUGAAUUUCACAAAAAGUUCAUGGAAAAAUACAUCAAGUAGUAUUUCUUAAAAUGUGCUGUGUCGCUGAUAGACUGAAUGGAGCGAGUCAUUUCCCUCCUCCUGAAAUACUUUGGUUAAAGUAAAAAUUUGGCAAGCAGUUCUCCUCCGAGGUCACUGGUACCUGUUUAACGUAACCCUCCAUCUGGAAUAUUUUGUGGUUUUCUUGUUUUAGCUUGACCAGCUAAUUUCCAAGAAAUAUUUUGUUUCAUUGUGACGAAUUUACUUUUAAUGGCUUUUCUGUAAAUGUUUUGAAAAUGAUUUGCAAUAAAUUCUUCACUCUUAA